AUGUGCACAAUCCACAUCGUCAGAUGCCCACACUGCGACGCCCUGGCCUCUGCCCACCGCGAACCAUGUCCCGGCACGUCCUACAAUCGCCUCUGCCACCGUGGCCUCACAAAUUCCAUCACGACGCGCCUCUUCCCUGGCCGUUGCGAAGCCUGCCUCACGAAAACAGGGCCGUAUCACACCCUUGCCCCUGGCCCUACACUAGCCGGAAGGAGCAGUUUCGAGAGUCUGAGCAGCACUCGGGGGGCAAGAUGCGCCGUUCGUUUUCGGAUGUUGUGGAAACGGCUGCUUUCGAGGACGAGAAGGUCCCGCUUGAGCGUACAAGACGAUGGAUCACGAGCUUGUGAAAAUCGGUGUCGUAUUGGGCAGUGGGUACUUGCAAUCAGUUUUACUAAAUUCAAACGUGGCUUACAGUGA
Molecule: messenger RNA, 417 nt
Organism: Colletotrichum truncatum
Lineage: Eukaryota; Fungi; Ascomycota; Sordariomycetes; Glomerellales; Glomerellaceae
Source: RefSeq, a predicted model, not a curated record